This is a messenger RNA of Saccharomyces paradoxus, 1149 nucleotides long. RefSeq names its product multifunctional nuclease RAD27 (gene RAD27). Gene Ontology annotation, cellular component: cytoplasm; nucleus. The transcript has a single exon. The record is from RefSeq and is a predicted model, not a curated record. Bases 1 to 1149 code for a protein of 382 amino acids. NCBI's taxonomy places the organism in Eukaryota, Fungi, Ascomycota, Saccharomycetes, Saccharomycetales, Saccharomycetaceae. Gene Ontology annotation, molecular function: 5'-3' exonuclease activity; 5'-flap endonuclease activity; DNA binding.
AUGGGUAUUAAAGGCUUGAAUGCAAUUAUAUCGGAGCAUGUGCCCUCUGCCAUCAGGAAAAGCGAUAUCAAAAGCUUCUUUGGUAGAAAAGUGGCCAUCGAUGCUUCUAUGUCUCUAUACCAGUUUUUAAUUGCUGUAAGACAGCAAGAUGGUGGGCAGUUGACCAACGAAGCCGGUGAAACCACAUCACAUUUGAUGGGUAUGUUUUAUAGAACAUUGAGAAUGAUCGAUAACGGUAUCAAGCCUUGUUAUGUCUUCGAUGGUAAGCCUCCAGAUUUGAAAUCUCAUGAGUUGACAAAGCGGUCUUCGAGAAGAGUGGAAACUGAAAAAAAACUGGCAGAGGCAACAACCGAAUUGGAAAAAAUGAAGCAAGAAAGAAGGUUGGUGAAGGUCUCAAAAGAACAUAAUGAAGAAGCCCAAAAAUUACUGGAAUUAAUGGGCAUCCCAUAUAUAAUAGCGCCAACGGAAGCUGAGGCUCAAUGUGCUGAGUUGGCAAAGAAGGGAAAGGUAUAUGCUGCAGCAAGUGAAGAUAUGGACACACUUUGUUAUAGAACACCCUUCUUGCUGAGACAUUUAACUUUUUCAGAGGCCAAGAAAGAACCGAUUCACGAAAUAGAUACGGAAUUAGUAUUGAGAGGCCUCGACUUGACCAUAGAGCAAUUUGUUGACCUUUGUAUAAUGCUUGGUUGUGACUACUGUGAAAGCAUUAGAGGUGUUGGCCCGGUGACUGCUUUGAAAUUGAUAAAAACGCAUGGGUCCAUCGAAAAAAUCGUAGAAUUUAUUGAAUCUGGCGAGGCAAAUAACACCAAGUGGAAAAUUCCAGAAGGCUGGCCUUACAAACAGGCAAGAAUGCUAUUUCUUGACCCUGAAGUUAUAGAUGGUAACGAAGUAAACCUGAAAUGGUCGCCACCAAAAGAGAAGGAACUAAUUGAGUAUUUAUGCGAUGAUAAGAAAUUUAGUGAAGAAAGAGUAAAGUCUGGCAUAGCAAGAUUAAAAAAAGGCUUGAAAUCUGGCAUUCAGGGUAGAUUAGAUGGGUUCUUCCAAGUAGUGCCUAAAACAAAGGAACAAUUGGCUGCUGCGGCGAAAAGAGCACAAGAAAACAAAAAAUUAAACAAAAAUAAAAAUAAAGUCACAAAGGGGAGAAGAUGA